Messenger RNA from Sphenostylis stenocarpa, 1491 nucleotides. Lineage: Eukaryota; Viridiplantae; Streptophyta; Magnoliopsida; Fabales; Fabaceae. The record is from the annotation of a GenBank genome assembly.
AUGUCGAAGUCCCAAACGGGCCCUCCCGCGGCCGCACCGAAGCCCGCGUGGGUCCUCCCGUACGCUACGGAGAACCUGCGCGAGGUGUACACGCUGGGCCGGAAGCUGGGCCAGGGCCAAUUUGGCACCACCUUCCUCUGCACGCACAACGCCACGGGCCGCACCUUCGCCUGCAAGUCAAUCCCCAAGCGCAAGCUUCUCUGCAAGGAGGACUACGACGACGUUUGGAGGGAGAUUCAGAUAAUGCACCACCUCUCUGAACACCCCAACGUCGUCAGGAUCCACGGCACCUACGAGGACUCCUCCUCCGUCCACCUCGUCAUGGAGCUCUGCGAGGGCGGCGAGCUCUUCGACAGGAUCGUUCAGAAGGGUCACUACAGUGAGCGCCAGGCCGCAAAGCUCAUUAAGACCAUUGUUGAGGUUGUCGAGGCUUGUCACUCGCUUGGAGUCAUGCAUAGGGACCUCAAACCUGAGAACUUUCUCUUCGACACUGUUGAGGAAGAUGCGAAGCUCAAAACCACCGAUUUUGGCUUGUCUGUGUUUUAUAAGCCAGGUGAGACCUUUUGUGACGUUGUUGGAAGCCCAUACUAUGUUGCACCAGAGGUCUUGCGUAAGCAUUAUGGACCUGAAUCAGAUGUUUGGAGUGCUGGUGUCAUUUUGUAUAUCUUAUUAAGUGGGGUGCCACCAUUUUGGGCUGAAACUGAGCAGGGGAUUUUCCGACAGAUUUUGCUAGGAAGACUUGAUUUCCAGUCCGAGCCAUGGCCCAGUAUUUCAGACAGUGCCAAGGAUCUGAUUAGAAAAAUGCUUGAUCGGAAUCCAAAAACAAGGCUUACAGCUCACAAAUUACUCUGUCACCCAUGGAUUGUUGAUGACAACAUUGCACCAGAUAAGCCUCUUGAUUCUGCUGUUUUAUCACGCCUGAAGCAGUUCUCUGCAAUGAAUAAACUUAAAAAGAUGGCUUUGCGUGUUAUUGCGGAAAGGCUGUCUGAGGAAGAAAUUGGUGGUCUGAAGGAGUUAUUCAAGAUGAUUGAUGCAGAUAACAGCGGAACUAUAACAUUUGACGAGCUAAAAGAAGGCUUAAAGCGGGUAGGAUCUGAACUAAUGGAGUCUGAAAUCAAGGAUCUUAUGGAUGCAGCAGAUAUUGAUAAUAGUGGGACGAUUGACUAUGGUGAAUUCAUUGCUGCUACGGUCCACUUAAAUAAGUUGGAGAGAGAGGAAAAUCUGAUGUCAGCUUUCUCCUAUUUUGACAAAGAUGGAAGUGGUUACAUAACCAUUGACGAGAUACAACAGGCUUGUAAGGAUUUUGGUUUGGAGGAUGUCCAUAUUGAUGAAAUUGUCAAGGAAAUUGAUCAAGACAACGAUGGACAGAUAGAUUAUGGGGAAUUUGCUGCCAUGAUGAGAAAGGGCAAUGGAGGAAUCGGCAGGCGAACCAUGAGGAGCACGCUCAAUUUUAGAGAUGCCCUGGGCAUUGUAGAACAUGGGUCCGAUUAA